AUGCUCCCGAUGGCCCUUCGUCUGAUUGGUUUGAGUGUUGUGUUUUUCAUCAGCAGAAGCUCGGCCACACCUCUACCUUUUUACAGUUCUCUAGAGGGAAGUACAGAUGAGGAAGAACUCAGUAACAUAACUUCCUUUCUGCCCACCAGCAAUGUUUCCUCUGAGUACCAAACCACACCUGUUGGCCCCACACACGUGGAAAGUGACUUUCUAAGUCAAGUUGUGAACUUUCUGCAGGAGAACAUGCUCCUUAUCCUUGUUGCAGGCACUUUCAUCCUCCUUGUCUUCCUUAUUAUCUGUGGGGCAAUUUUCAUGAGCCGCAGGCGCAAAGUCAAUGCCUACUACCCUUCCUCCUUCCCCUCGAAAAUGUAUGUGGACCACAGGGACAAAACCGGAGGUGCUAAACCCUUUAAUGAAGUGCCAGAAAAACCUGCUCCUGAGCAGAAAAGUGAAACAGUGGACUCUCACAAACAGCUCCAGGCAGACAUUAUGAGGGCAGCCAAGAGUCUGCGCACACCAAAUAAAUCUGUUGAUGCUGCAGAGGGAGGUGGCUCCAGUCAGAAAGUAGCAGACCACAGUCCCGAGGACAGCUCUAAACCAGAUGGCAGCAUCCUGGACCAGCAGCUACCAAGUCUCCCCGAGGAAAAGGAGUUGUGUGAGCUCUCUGAAAGUGAAGCAGCUGCAUCGGCAGGCAGCCCUCAGCUGAAUGCUCCAGAGGAUCCAGAGGAAGACGAUUCACGGGAGCCUCUGACUGGUAGGAGUCUGCGGCCCUCCUCUCUGCAUAUUCACAAUGACUCUGCUACACUUCAGCUGAUUGCAGGAGAGAAAACUGCCUUCUAACUAUUCUGAACAGUGACCUGAAUGUAUAUUUUUUAUGCUUUGAAUUCAUGAGUGACAAUUUGUCCAGUAAACCUUUUAAAAAAUGUCUAUAAGGGAAAAGCAGGAAAAAGUUGCUAAAUGACAAUCAUGUGGGGGUUUUUUUUUGCAAUAUUUUAUGUUUAUAUUCAGUGCAGGAAAGAUACGUAUAACAGCCUGUUGCUUUGCACUGACUGGAUAUAUUAUUCAUGCCAUAUAACAUUAACAUCUGGUACAAAACAAAUGUAUUUUUAUGAGGUGAUUUCUGUGUCGUUCAAAGAGAUCUCACUUAGUGUGCGCGUAAGAACCACUUCAGUAAACAUUGUGAUAUGUUCUUGUACUUUGUAUUUCUGUGCAAAACAGUGAGUGUUGACAAUGUUUUACAGAUCAGUAUUUGAAUAUUUAAGAUUAGUCAAGUAUAGAAAACAAGAGAUCAUUGCAAACGUUUUGGCAUUAUAGCAGGAACUGCAAAGGUGUAAUCGAUAGCAUUUAUGAUUACAUUUCAUUUAGGUGAACCAGUUCAGUUCAGUUCAGUUCAGUUUAGUUUAUGAAAUAUUCAGGCUGCUCAAAGUAAUAAACUGCACUCAAAACACA
Messenger RNA from Dicentrarchus labrax (European seabass), 1449 nucleotides. It is a transcript of the gene tmem119b, whose product is annotated as transmembrane protein 119b. Gene Ontology annotation, biological process: positive regulation of osteoblast differentiation; positive regulation of bone mineralization; positive regulation of osteoblast proliferation. The record is from RefSeq and is a predicted model, not a curated record. Bases 1 to 840 code for a protein of 279 amino acids. Lineage: Eukaryota; Metazoa; Chordata; Actinopteri; Moronidae. The transcript has a single exon. Gene Ontology annotation, cellular component: plasma membrane.